AUGUAUUUUGAACGUUAUAAUAUUUUUAAUGGAUAUCCUAAAGCUAAAACAACAACAACGAUUUUACGUGAUAUUUAUGCUGAACAAUUUAUCGAUGGAGUUAAAUUUUCAUCACAUAAUCCAAUUAUGAUUGUACCAUUUGUUGUUAAAAAUGGUUUCACGAUUGCUGAUGAAAAUGUCAUUGAAAUGGUAUUGUGUUCUACAUUACAUGAUUAA
Messenger RNA from Rotaria sp. Silwood2, 216 nucleotides. Lineage: Eukaryota; Metazoa; Rotifera; Eurotatoria; Philodinida; Philodinidae. The record is from the annotation of a GenBank genome assembly.